This is a messenger RNA of Aspergillus neoniger CBS 115656, 474 nucleotides long. RefSeq names its product MGMT family protein. The coding region runs from base 1 to 474 and encodes 157 amino acids. NCBI's taxonomy places the organism in Eukaryota, Fungi, Ascomycota, Eurotiomycetes, Eurotiales, Aspergillaceae. Gene Ontology annotation, biological process: DNA repair. Gene Ontology annotation, molecular function: methylated-DNA-[protein]-cysteine S-methyltransferase activity. The transcript is spliced from 2 exons. The record is from RefSeq and is a predicted model, not a curated record.
AUGGCUUUACCUCAAACGCAACACCAACCACAAGAACAACAACAGAAGGCUAUUACACAACCAUCCCCGCAACCAACAACCGCAGACAUCAAAACAAAAAUGAUCAAGAAAAUAACCACACAUCCCACCCUCCCCUCUCACCGCCGUAAAAUCUACCUUGCUUUGCUAUCCGUCCCUGCAGGCCGUUGGACCACAUACGCUGCGCUUGCUAAGCAUAUUGGUACUAGUCCACGAGCAGUUGGGGCCGCGAUGCGUCUGAACCCGUUUGCACCGGAAGUGCCCUGUCAUCGGGUGCUUGGGGGUAACGGGAAGCUGCUGGUGGGGUACUCCGGUGCUGAGGGGUCAGGAGGUGCAAAGAAGAAAGCGAAGGAUGGAGUGGGGAUGAAGAAGAGGAUGUUGGAGGAGGAAGGGGUCGAGUUUACUACGGAGGGGAUGGCGAGGGGGUCGUGCUUCGAGGGGUUUGGAUUGGAAUGA